AUGGCGGGUAAUGCACGCGCUGUGAUUGGGAAUAAGUAUCCUCCAUCGAACUGCGGGACGCUUUUGGCAGUCGGGGUAGUUGAAGUUAGCUCAUCUUUCAAGAUCACGUCGUCUCACCGAGAAAAGCAUUAUCUACAUCAUCAGCGAUACUCCCUAGAGUUAACCAGAAACUCAUCAUACAACACACAUUCACGUCUCUUCACCAUGGGCUCAUUACAGAACGGAGACGGCCAGUACCAAGGCCUCGGCCAGGACUUCACCAAGCAGGUCAUCGCCUCCAUGGGAUCGGAGACGAACCCCAGACUCCGUGAGAUUCUCACUUCAUUCAUCCAGCACAUCCAUGACUUUGCUCGCGAGGUCGAUCUUACGACAGAUGAGUGGAUGAUGGGUGUCAACAUGAUUAACUGGGCGGGCCAAAUGUCAAAUGACCGACGCAACGAGGGCCAGCUGCUUUGCGAUGUUCUCGGACUCGAAUCGCUCGUCGACGAUAUCACCAACAGAGUGGCCACAAAGAACGGCCAACCCGGCACAGCAACAGCCAUUCUCGGCCCCUUCUGGCGGGCCGACACCCCUGUCCGCCCCAACGGCAGCACAAUCGCCGUCAAGUGCCCCGAGGACGGCGAGCUCGCUUUCAUGUACGGCCAAGUGACGUGCUCUAACACCGGAAAGCCGCUGGCAAAUGCCUCAGUCGAUGUCUGGCAAGCAUCCACAAACGGUCUGUACGAGCAGCAAGAUGCCGAUCAGCCCGAGCACAACCUGCGUGGAGUCUUCAAGACGGAUGCGGAGGGACGUUAUGGAUUUUACUGCCUGCGGCCCACGCCUUACCCAGUACCGGGUGAUGGCCCCGCUGGAAAGCUUUUGGACCUGCUCCACCGCCACCACUUCAGACCUGCUCACAUUCAUCUCAUUGUCAAAUCAGAAGGCUUCAAGUCGGUAACAACACAAAUCUUUGACGAGGACUCAAAGUACUUGGAUGACGACUCUGUGUUUGCGGUGAAGGAUGGUCUGACUGUGAAGUUUGUUGAGAGAAAAGGGGACCCCAAGGCUGCCAAGGAGCUCGAGUACAACAUCAAGUUGGCUGCCGAGUAA
Molecule: messenger RNA, 1089 nt
Organism: Colletotrichum abscissum
Lineage: Eukaryota; Fungi; Ascomycota; Sordariomycetes; Glomerellales; Glomerellaceae
Product: dioxygenase
Exons: 5
Coding region: 1-1089 (362 amino acids)
Biological process (GO): catechol-containing compound metabolic process
Molecular function (GO): catechol 1,2-dioxygenase activity; ferric iron binding
Source: RefSeq, a predicted model, not a curated record